This is a messenger RNA of Solanum stenotomum, 1269 nucleotides long. RefSeq names its product protein trichome birefringence-like 33. Gene Ontology annotation, molecular function: O-acetyltransferase activity. The transcript is spliced from 6 exons. Bases 1 to 1269 code for a protein of 422 amino acids. The record is from RefSeq and is a predicted model, not a curated record. Gene Ontology annotation, cellular component: Golgi apparatus. Lineage: Eukaryota; Viridiplantae; Streptophyta; Magnoliopsida; Solanales; Solanaceae.
AUGGAAUUGGCUCCUUCUUUGCCCAUCUUUAGAAAAGUUCAUUUUUAUAAUUAUCUAUUCUUAUUGCUAAGUUUGGUUGUGUUUUUGAUUACUUACUCAUCCUAUCUCCUUCCAUCUUCUCCAUCAGUCACAUCCUUGGCCAACUUGAUUUGGCCAAAUCCUAAAUCAUCAAAGAAGAACAAGGAAUAUAAGUUGCCACCAUUUGCAAUUGGAGAAGGUGAAAAAGAUUGCAAUUUAUUCAAUGGAAAAUGGAUUUGGGAUGAGUCAAAUAGGCCUUUAUAUAAUGAAUCAGAAUGUCCAUAUUUACUUCCUCAAGUGACUUGUCAAGAACAUGGUAGGCCAGAUAAAGACUAUCUCUAUUGGAGAUGGCAACCUAAUGACUGUCUUAUUCCCAGAUUCAAUGCAUCGUUGAUGCUAGAAAAUCUUCGAGGGAAGAGGAUGAUGUUCGUUGGUGAUUCUUUAAAUCGAGGACAAUUCACUUCUAUGGUUUGCCUCCUCCAUAAAAUCGUACCAAACGACGCUAAAUCCCUCAAUAAAGUCGAUUCGUUCACCAUCUUCACAGCAAAGGAUUAUAAUGCAACAAUUGAAUUCUACUGGGCACCAUUUCUACUAGAAUCAAAUGCAGAUAGUCCUGGAAAACAUAGGGUACCCGAUCGAAUCGUUCGAAAAAAUUCUAUCGAUACACAUGGAAAAUACUGGAAAGGAGUCGAUAUUUUGGUGUUCAAUACUUAUAUUUGGUGGAUGUCUGGCCGUACAUUCAAGAUUCUGAAUGGGACAUUUGAUGAUGAUAAUAUAAAAGAUAUUGAAGAUGUGCCAACUAAUGAUGCUUAUCGUAUGGGAAUGAAGAAUUUAUUGAGAUGGAUAAAUAAAAAUAUGGAUCCAAAAAGAAAUAGGGUCUUUUUUACAAGCAUGUCACCUUCUCAUGCAUGGAGCAAAGAGUGGGGAGGAGAUCCAAAUGGAAAUUGUUACAAUGAGACAAAAAUGAUAGAGGAUCCAAAUUAUUGGGGAUCAGAUAGUAGAAAAAGCAUAAUGCAAGUGAUUAAAGAAGAAUUUAGCAAAUCAAAAGUGCCAAUUACAUUUCUCAACAUAACUCAAUUGUCAAUGCCAAGAAGAGAUGCACAUACAUCAAUUUACAAAGAAAGAUGGGGACCUUUAAGUCCACAAGAAAAAGCAAAUCCUUCAAGUUAUGCUGAUUGUAUACAUUGGUGUUUGCCUGGACUUCAAGAUGUUUGGAAUGAGAUUUUAUAUGCUAAACUUUUGUAUCCUUAA